Argentina anserina (silverweed cinquefoil) is the source of this 993-nucleotide messenger RNA. RefSeq names its product 14-3-3-like protein B. The coding region runs from base 30 to 788 and encodes 252 amino acids. The transcript has 4 exons. Gene Ontology annotation, cellular component: cytoplasm. Gene Ontology annotation, biological process: signal transduction; intracellular protein localization. NCBI's taxonomy places the organism in Eukaryota, Viridiplantae, Streptophyta, Magnoliopsida, Rosales, Rosaceae. The record is from RefSeq and is a predicted model, not a curated record.
CUCUCUCUCUCUCUCUCUCACUUGCUCCAAUGGCGUCCGUCAUCCCCGAUAACCUAACCAGAGACCAGUACGUGUACCUGGCCAAGCUCGCCGAGCAGGCCGAGCGCUACGAGGAGAUGGUCCAGUUCAUGGAGAAGCUCGUCGUCGGGUCAACCCCGGCGUCGGAGCUCACCGUCGAGGAGCGCAACCUCCUCUCCGUGGCCUACAAGAACGUGAUCGGGUCGCUCCGGGCGGCGUGGCGGAUCGUGUCGUCGAUCGAGCAGAAGGAGGAGGGCCGCAAGAACGAGGAGCACGUGGUGCUCGUCAAGGAGUACAGAUCCAAGGUCGAGGCCGAGCUCUCUGAGGUCUGCGCUAGCAUCCUCAAGAUUCUCGACUCCAAUCUCGUGCCGUCGGCGUCGAGCAGCGAGUCGAGGGUGUUCUAUUUGAAGAUGAAGGGGGACUACCACCGCUACUUGGCGGAGUUCAAGUCGGCUGAGGAGAGGAAGGCUGCUGCUGAGGACACCAUGCUCUCGUACAAGGCUGCUCAGGACGUGGCGGCUGCGGAUCUGGCACCAACUCACCCCAUUCGAUUGGGUCUGGCUCUGAACUUCUCGGUGUUCUACUAUGAGAUUCUCAAUCAGUCUGAUAAAGCUUGCAGCAUGGCCAAACAGGCAUUUGAGGAAGCUAUUGCUGAGCUAGACACUUUGGGAGAAGAAUCCUACAAGGACAGCACUCUCAUCAUGCAACUUUUGAGGGACAACCUGACUCUUUGGACCUCAGAUGUGACGGACGGGUUAGACGAACCAUAGAUAGCUGGAAGGGUCGUAUGCUUCCUGAUGGAGGAGUUGGGUGUUGAAUGUCAUUUACUUUAUUUGAAUCAGCUGAUUGGAAGCGUGUUGAUCUGUAUAUUGGCCAGAACCGAAACUGAACUUGUUAUUGAAUUGUUUAGAAAGAGUGACGCUAGCAGCAACCAGCUGUCUUCUUUCAGCAGUUAUAAAUUUGGGUUUGGCUUUA